AUGGUUGUGAAUAGUCCGGAUGGCUCUUUCGUAAUCCCUGGUGAAUUUCUUGCUAUCAAGGAUGAAAAUACAGAUGAAGGAAAGUUCACUCAUGUCAGUUCGGGUAAAAUUCUUGCCGCCGUUGCUGGUCGUGUGAAAGUUAAUAAAGAUAGCUCACAUACAAAAGUAUCAGUUGUUCCAUUUCAUGAACCAUGUCCAACACCUGAUAUUGAUUCAAUUGUCCUUGCUAAGAUUUCGUCCAUCACUCGUCGUUUCGCUAGAUGUGAAAUAGUUGCAAUUGACAAUCGAGUUCUUGCAGGUCCUUUUCGGGGAAUGAUUAAACGGGAGGACAUCCGAGAAACUCAGAAGGAUCGUGCUGAACCAUCCCUCUCCUUCAGGCCAGGGGAUUUAGUUCGAGCGAAAGUGGUAAACAUCAUUGGUUCCAGCUCUGGUUCAUACAUCUCCUCAUGCCUUCCCGCUGCUGAAGAGUGUUCUCCAGUUGUUGGGACCAUUGUUGCAGCUGCUCGGACAGUUGCGGGUGCUGUCAAGCCAUCUCCAGCUCAUGCUGUAUGCGGCUCCAGUUCAGCAACCACGACCUAUCUUCUUUCAACUGCCCAACCAGAACUCGGCGUCGUAGUUGGCUUUGGACGGCCGUCUCUAAGUGGAUUGACAGAAGUCCUUGGUGCCACUAGUGGCUGCCCGCUUCUACCUGCUUCUUGGACAGAAAUGGUUUGCCCAAGGACUCUGUCUCGAUUCCCGAGAAAGGUGGCUCGAGUUCCAGAUGAACUUACAAAUAUUUUGUAUUCGAGUGCUUUGCAAGGCAUAGGUACCUCUGAGUGA
Rodentolepis nana is the source of this 819-nucleotide messenger RNA. Lineage: Eukaryota; Metazoa; Platyhelminthes; Cestoda; Cyclophyllidea; Hymenolepididae. The record is from the annotation of a GenBank genome assembly.